Propithecus coquereli (Coquerel's sifaka) is the source of this 1746-nucleotide messenger RNA. It is a transcript of the gene BTNL9, whose product is annotated as butyrophilin-like 9. Gene Ontology annotation, cellular component: external side of plasma membrane. The record is from RefSeq and is a predicted model, not a curated record. Bases 4 to 1629 code for a protein of 541 amino acids. NCBI's taxonomy places the organism in Eukaryota, Metazoa, Chordata, Mammalia, Primates, Indriidae. The transcript has 10 exons. Gene Ontology annotation, biological process: T cell receptor signaling pathway; regulation of cytokine production. Gene Ontology annotation, molecular function: signaling receptor binding.
GAGAUGGCAGAUUUCCCAGUCUUCCUGGACUCCUUGAAGCCAGUGUCUCUGCCCAGCAGUCUCGUUUUCCUCACAUACCUCCUCCUCCUCCUCCGGCCUGAGGAGCUGUACUCAGAGGAGGUCAAGGUGGUAGGCCCUGGGGAACCUAUCCUGGCCCUCGUCGGGGAGGAGGUGGAGUUCCCGUGCCACCUGUCGCCGUUCCUGGACGCCGAGCACAUGGAGAUUCGCUGGUUCCGGAGCCGUGCCUCCGACGUGGUCCACCUGUACCGAGAGCGGCAGGAGCUCCCCGGCCUGCAGAUGGCCCAGUUCCAGAACAGAACCAAACUCAUCAAGGAUGACAUCGUGGAUGGCAGCGUGGUCCUGCAGCUUCACAGUGUCGUGCCCUCUGACGAGGGCCUGUUCGGGUGCCGUUUCCUCUCCAGCAACUUCUCUAGUGAAGCUGUCUGGGAGCUGGAGGUAGCAGGGCUGGGCUCGGACCCUCACAUCUCCCUUGAGGGCUUCAAGGAAGGAAGCAUUCAGCUGAGGUGCAGCUCCAGUGGCUGGUACCCCAAACCCAAGGCUCAGUGGAGAGACCAUCAGGGACAGUGCCUGCCUCCAGAGUCCGAAGCCAUCAUCCAGGAUGCCCAGGGCCUGUUCAGUCUGGAAACGUCUGUGGUUGUCAAAGGGGGAGCCCACAGCAAUGUGUCCUUCUCCAUCCACAAUCUCCUCCUGAGCCAGAAGAAAGAGUUGGUGGUCCAGAUAGCAGACGUAUUUUUACCCGGAGCGUCCCCCUGGAAGAGAGCUUUCCUCGGGACGCUGGCGGCCCUGCCGCUGCUCCUGGCCGUCCUGGGCACGCCGGCGCUGUGCUUCCUUCAGAAGCAGCGGAGGUCCCAAGAAAAGCUAAAGCAGCAGGCUGCAAAGAAGCAAGGGAAACUCACAGCAGAGCUGGAGAAGCUUCAAACAGAGCUUGACUGGAGAAGGGCUGAAGGCCAGGCUGAGUGGAGAGCAGCCCAAAAAUAUGCAGUGGACGUGACUCUGGAUCAUGCCUCGGCUCACCCCAGCCUGGAGGUCACGGAGGAUGGCAUGAGUGUGUCCUCCCGCGGGGUGGCGCAGGGCCCCGCGCCCAGUGACCCGCAGCGGUUCUCGGAGCAGAAGUGCGUGCUGAGCCGCGAGCGCUUCUCCGCCGGCCGCCACUACUGGGAGGUGCACGUGGGCUGCCGCAGCCGCUGGUUCCUGGGCGCCUGCCUGGCCGCGGUGCCGCGCACGGGGCCAGCGCGCCUGAGCCCGGCCUGCGGCUACUGGGUGAUGGGGCUGUGGAACGGCUGCGAGUACUUCGUGCUGGACCCGCACCGCGUCGCGCUCACCCUGCGCGUGCCCCCCCGGCGCGUGGGCGUCCUCCUGGACUGCGGUGCCGGAAAGCUGUCCUUCUUCAACGUGUCCGACGGCUCCCACAUCUUCACCUUCACCGACACCUUCCCAGACGCGCUCUGUGCCUAUUUCAGACCCAGAGCCCACGAUGGCAGCGAACACGCAGAUCCCCUGACCAUCUGCCGGCUGCCAGCUAGAGGGACAGCCAUCCCCGAAGAGGAAGACAAUGACACGUGGUUACAGCCUUAUGACCCCUCAGCCCCAGCCCUGGGCCUGUGGUGAGGUGCUCUGGCGACCCUGGGCGGCUCCCGGGAUACCUGUCCAGUGCUUUGCUCUCCUGCUGCCUCUGAAGUGAGCAAGUGCACCGACCAAAAUGUCACCAAAGCGUCAGCAAAGCGC